AUGGCGAAGAAAGGAGAAAAGCAACCCCAGGCACCGAAACGAAAACGAAAUCCCCGCACAAAAGAAAAACCAGAUGCUACUUUUAUAUCUUCCACUACUAUGGAAAUUGAUCACUACAAAAUACUUGGAGUGAAUCGCAACGCGAGCCCGGAUGAGGUGAAGAAAGCAUACAGGAAACUGGUCAUGUUUUGGCACCCUGACAAACACUUGCAGGAAGAAGCUCGAGCUAAGGCCGAGGCCAAGUUCAAGGAAAUCAACCAAGCUUACCAGAUUCUCAACGACCCUGUGAAACGACACAACUACGAUAGUCAGCAUGCAAAUAUAGCCAACUCCAAUAGGACGGCAUCGUCAUUUUCGUUUCCUCCUAGUAAGGAUGAAAAUACUUUUGCUACCGUGUUUGGAUUUGGUAGUCGGAGGACAGAUUCAAUGGUGUAUAGUCCAUUGGAGUGUAGCUUGGAGGAGCUUUAUCAGGGUACUACGAAGAAGAUGAAGGUGACGAGAGCAGUGACGAAUGCUUUGGGGGAGGAGACUAUGGUGGAGCAGCCUUUGGCAGUCAACAUAAAACCUGGUUUCCGGCACGGCACCAAGAUAACUUACAAGGUGGAAGCUAAUACAGCAGAUGUAGGUUUCGUCAUCAAAGAGAAACAACAUUCCGUGUACGAGAGGCAUGGGAAUGAUCUCAUAGUCCACCAGGAGAUAACACUGCUGGAGGCGCUCACCGGCGGUAGGACUCUUGAUCUGACCACCCUGGAUGGAAGGAAGCUCAUGGUCCCGUUACCCGAUGAUGUGAUCAGAGCUCCUGGGGAUGAAAUGGUUGUACCAGGUGAAGGAAUGCCAAUCUCAAGCCAACCUGGGGUAAAAGGAAACUUGAGGAUCAAGUUCAAUGUCAAGUUUCCUUCGAGCAGCCUCACUGCAGAACAGAAAUUGGAUUUGAAAAGAGGCUUGGGAGGAGUUCCGUUUUGACCACGUGCAUGCUAGCUAGCUAGCUAGGGUUAGCAAGCAUAUGCAAUAUUUGGUUACUUCUUUUUUAUUUGCAUUU
Molecule: messenger RNA, 1039 nt
Organism: Rosa rugosa (rugosa rose)
Lineage: Eukaryota; Viridiplantae; Streptophyta; Magnoliopsida; Rosales; Rosaceae
Product: chaperone protein dnaJ 2-like
Exons: 1
Coding region: 1-963 (320 amino acids)
Cellular component (GO): cytosol
Molecular function (GO): protein-folding chaperone binding
Source: RefSeq, a predicted model, not a curated record